AUGACAGAAAAAGAAGGAAGUGCGUCAACGUCACUCCACGAGCAAGGGAAUGUAUCUCUUCAAUGCCCAAAAUUGAAAGAGGCAAAUUACACCCAAUGGGCAGUUAUGACGGAAACAAUCUUGAAGGCAUAUAGUCUUUGGGAAACAGUUUUUUCAACGGAAGGGAUAAACGAAAAAAAGGCGCACACAACGAAAGCACUUAUCUUCCAAACGUUACCAGAAGAUGUUUUGAUGCAAGUUGCGCAAUACGAAAAAGCAAAGGAAGUAUGGGAUGCAAUCAAAGUUCGUUAUCUCGGAGCAGAUAUGGUUCAGAAAGCACGUCUACAAACUUUGAGGAGCGAACUAGAAGUCUUAAAGAUGGAUGAGAACGAAACAGUAAGUAGUUUCGCAAGCAAGUUGAGUGGUAUAAAAGCCAAAUUUAAAACUCUCGGUACCACUAUCAAAGACAAGAAACUAGUAAGGAAAUUACUCAUUUCCGUUCCAAAGAAGUUCCUACCCAUCGUGGCAAAUAUCGAACAAUAUUCGGAAAUAGACAAAAUGCCAUUUGAAGAAGCAGUGAGAAGAAUAAUAGCUUUUGAAGAACGUCUCAAAAGUCAAGACAAGCAAGAAGAUAAUAAUCAAGGAGGACUCAUGAUGGCACGUGCAGAUAACCAAUUUGAAAGUUUGCAUCAUGGAAAAGGUCGUGGUGUUCAAAAUUAUGGCAAAAGUAAAGGACAAGGAUCUUUCAAAUGA
Messenger RNA from Helianthus annuus (common sunflower), 732 nucleotides. RefSeq lists its product as uncharacterized. The record is from RefSeq and is a predicted model, not a curated record. Bases 1 to 732 code for a protein of 243 amino acids. NCBI's taxonomy places the organism in Eukaryota, Viridiplantae, Streptophyta, Magnoliopsida, Asterales, Asteraceae. The transcript has a single exon.